Messenger RNA from Trifolium pratense (red clover), 1946 nucleotides. Its product is annotated as transcription factor UNE12-like. Gene Ontology annotation, biological process: regulation of transcription by RNA polymerase II. The transcript has 7 exons. Gene Ontology annotation, cellular component: nucleus. Gene Ontology annotation, molecular function: RNA polymerase II cis-regulatory region sequence-specific DNA binding; DNA-binding transcription factor activity, RNA polymerase II-specific; protein dimerization activity. The record is from RefSeq and is a predicted model, not a curated record. Bases 460 to 1515 code for a protein of 351 amino acids. Lineage: Eukaryota; Viridiplantae; Streptophyta; Magnoliopsida; Fabales; Fabaceae.
AUCACCAAAUUGGUACUCCUCCUUCUUAUUUUAGAAAAGAAAAUAAAUAAAAAAUGAGCGCGUGCGUGCACGUAACAAAAAGCAUUCAUUCAUUCUAUUGCCGUUUAGUUUUGCGGGUCGUCUCGUCUCUCCUUCACAUUCAUUUUCAGCUUUUAUUAAAACCGUAGCGCACUCACCAUUCUCAUUCUCAGAAACAACCAACUCAUAAAACCUGAAAAGCUUAUACAUAAAAAAAAAAAACUCACAAAUUCAAUCUUCCAACUAGAAAACAAAAACAUUAUCGGGAAACAUAACCCCAAAUUCUAUUCUAUUCUAUUCUUCCAGGUCAUCGUGUUUCACACACACAACAUCUAGUAUAUCGUAACAAAUGAGACAAUAUUAAAAAACCUUAGUACAUUAUACAACACCAAAUUAAUCCAAAAAUAAUCUUAGCUAGAUUAAUUUUAAUCAACACAAGACAUGGCGUCGGAAGGAUUAGGUGAUGAUUUCUUCGAGCAGAUCUUAGCAGUACCUGAAAAUGGAGUUGGAUAUGGAAGAAAUAUGGAUCAUAUUAGAGGAGUGUUACAAUUGGGAUCAACUACGACUACACCUUCUGCUGGUGCUGCUGGAAUAAUGCCGUUGGGGUUAAAUUUGGAACAAAAUCAUCAUGGAUUUCUCCGACACCAACAAGAUGCAACACGGUUUGUUGAUAACGUUGUUGAGAGUAACAUUACCAACAACAACAACAAUCAUCAUCAACAUCAACAUCUUCGUCUUCAUGAUAUCAAUAACACUUCAUCUUCACCCUCUUCUACUCCGGGAAUCACUGAUAGAGAUUCAAUGCACAUGAGGGGUUUGUUUUCAACGUUUGGACAAUUGCAUACUCCUACUCAUGCUCAACCUGUACGUCCCAUGCUCCCAUCUCCACCUCCUCAACCCCAACUCCAUCUUCACCAUCAACACCAACAGCACUUUCAGAGCCAGCAGCCAAAUCCAGCGUCUGUUACAGCCAUGCCACAAGCCCCUGGCAUCCGCCCUCGAGUACGAGCAAGAAGAGGCCAAGCUACAGACCCCCACAGCAUUGCUGAGAGGUUGCGUCGUGAAAGAAUCGCGGAAAGAAUGAAGGCAUUACAGGAGUUAGUUCCAAGUAUCAACAAGACGGACAAAGCAGCAAUGCUUGAUGAAAUUGUUGAUUAUGUGAAGUUUCUUAGGCUCCAAGUUAAGGUCUUGAGCAUGAGUAGACUUGGUGGAGCUGGAGCAGUUGCUCAACUUGUAGCUGAUGUUCCUGUUUCUGCUGUGGAGGGGGACGACUUAGAAGGUGGAGCUAACCAGCAAGCCUGGGCGAAGUGGUCGAACGAUGGAACAGAACAACAAGUGGCUAAACUUAUGGAAGAAGAUGUUGGUGCAGCUAUGCAACUUCUUCAAUCAAAAGCACUUUGUAUCAUGCCAAUAUCUCUAGCCUCAGCAAUUUUUCGUAUGCCUCAAUCAGACACAUCAACAAUCAUCAAGCCUGAAUCAAACAACAGCCACUCAUAGAAUGUUACUUCUAUUAGCUAACAAAAAAAAUAUUCUCAUCACAAACUUGACAUAAAUUUCUCCCUUCUUUUUCACAAGGUUAAUUUUUCUACUUUUUAUUUUUUCUAAGUUUUGUCAAACUAUAGAAGUAAUUUUCAUUGCUAAUAAUAAGUGAAAUUAGAGGAGCCUAGCAUGUCAUUUUCAUGUUGAAAAAUUAAAUAUUUUCAAUGACCUUAUUGAUAUUUUUUGUCCUAAAUAUCAAUGGUGGGGUUGGUGGUGUAUGACCAAAAAUAUUUUAUUUAUAGUGGAAGCUCCUUUUUGUUCAUUUUUAUUUUGAGUUAGUGGAAAGUGGGGCCAUUUAAACGGAAAGAAGGAUAUAUAAGUUUGUAAUGUAUCAUGUAUUUGGAGAAAUUUUAAUGCAAGUUGAAUUAAAAUAUUGUUCACAUUGAAAA